AUGGGAAGGCAUUUCUCCUCAGUUGGCGGUACUUGCCAUCUGAUCCUCAAAAAGCGACUGAUUUAUUCUUUGCCCUAUUCCUUACUACCCUCGGUAUUUUCAAUGUCCGACAAUACAGCUUCAGGCCCUUACAGGGCUCGUGCCAGUCAGGACAAGUCAGCGACUGGCAGCGGCAAAAAUCCAUUUGUCUCCGCCUCAUCUGACGAAAAGAGAGCAUCCAGCGACGAUGAAGGAGAUAUGGAUAUGGACAGGCUGAUUGACGAGUUAGAAUCAAUGGAUGGAAAUGGAAAUGUUGACGAAAGACUUGAAGAAUCGGAAGAACCCAUCAGCUCCGCUUAUAUCCUCGAAGAACUGCUUCAGACGAACUUGCAACACGGCCUCAGCGAGACUGAAGUCAUAAAUCGCCGAAGAAAGUAUGGUUUCAACAAGAUGAAGGACGAAAAACAGAAUCACAUUCUGAAGUUCUUUUCUUUCUUUGUUGGCCCAAUCCAAUUUGUUAUGGAGGCUGCUGCAAUUCUGGCCGCUGGUCUCCAGGAUUGGGUCGAUUUCGGUGUCAUAUGUGCCCUGCUUCUUCUAAACGCCUUUGUCGGUUUCGUUCAAGAGUUUCAAGCUGGAUCAAUUGUGGACGAAUUGAAGAAAACUUUGGCUCUCAAAGCUUCUGUUCUACGCAACGGAGAAGUAAUUGAGAUAGAUGCCUCGGAAGUCGUCCCAGGGGACAUUUUGAAGAUUGAGGAGGGAACCAUUGUUCCAGCAGAUGGCCGAAUAAUGACCGAUCAUUCCUUCCUCCAGGUGGACCAAUCUGCUAUCACUGGCGAGUCCUUAGCAGUUGAUAAGCGCAAAGGCGAUACUUGCUACGCAUCAUCUGCCGUAAAGCGUGGGAAUGCGCUAUUGGCCAUCUCAGCUAUUGGCGACAAUACGUUUGUUGGGCGUGCUGCUGCUUUGGUAAACGCUGCUUCCUCCGGUACUGGUCAUUUUACAGAAGUGCUCAAUGGAAUCGGCGCGGUCUUACUGAUUCUUGUUGUCAUUACUUUAUUGGUUGUUUGGAUCUCAUCUUUCUAUCGCUCAAACAGUAUCGUCACUAUCCUUGAGUUUACGCUGGCCAUCACCAUCAUCGGUGUCCCUGUUGGUCUCCCUGCUGUUGUCACUACGACGAUGGCUGUCGGUGCCGCAUACCUGGCGAAGAAAAAGGCCAUUGUACAAAGGCUGUCAGCUAUUGAGUCUCUAGCUGGCGUUGAGAUUCUAUGCUCAGACAAGACAGGUACAUUGACAAAAAAUAAGCUUUCCUUGUCAGAGCCUUAUACAGUAGCUGGUGUCGACCCCAAUGAUCUUAUGUUGACUGCAUGCUUGGCCGCCUCACGAAAGAAAAAAGGCCUAGAUGCAAUUGACAAAGCUUUCCUUAAGGCACUCCGCGCCUAUCCUAGUGCCAAGCGUGCCCUUGUCCAAUACAAAGUGCUCGAAUUUAACCCCUUCGACCCUGUCUCCAAGAAAGUCACUGCUCUGGUCGAGUCUCCACAGGGCGAACGCAUAAUUUGUGUGAAAGGGGCGCCAUUGUUUGUCUUGAAAGCUGUCGAAGAAGACCAUCCAAUUCCAGAGGAUAUCGACACGGCAUACAAGAACAAGGUGGCUGAGUUUGCGACUCGUGGUUUUCGCUCACUCGGUGUUGCUCGCAAACGUGGUGAGGGUCAAUGGGAGAUACUCGGUAUUAUGCCUUGUUCUGAUCCCCCACGUUAUGAUACCGCAAAGACCAUCAACGAGGCAAAGACCUUAGGGCUUUCCAUCAAGAUGCUUACAGGUGAUGCUGUCGGGAUCGCUCGAGAAACCUCUCGUCAGCUAGGUCUUGGAACAAACGUCUACAAUGCAGAACGCCUCGGUCUUGGGGGUGGAGGCACGAUGCCUGGAUCUGAGGUUUAUGACUUUGUCGAAGCUGCUGAUGGAUUUGCGGAGGUUUUCCCACAGCAUAAAUAUAACGUCGUGGAGAUCUUACAGCAGCGUGGAUAUCUUGUCGCCAUGACGGGUGAUGGUGUCAAUGAUGCCCCGUCACUCAAAAAGGCCGACACUGGGAUUGCAGUUGAAGGCUCUUCAGAUGCAGCCCGCUCUGCUGCAGACAUCGUCUUCCUUGCACCUGGAUUAUCUGCUAUCAUCGAUGCAUUGAAGACGUCACGGCAAAUCUUCCACCGGAUGUAUGCGUACGUCGUCUACCGAAUUGCGCUAUCACUGCACCUUGAGAUCUUCUUGGGACUUUGGAUUGCGAUCAUGAACGAGAAUCUGAAUCUCCAGCUCGUUGUCUUCAUUGCAAUCUUUGCGGACAUUGCAACACUGGCUAUCGCUUACGACAAUGCCCCAUAUUCCAAGACCCCUGUGAAGUGGAACCUUCCCAAGCUCUGGGGCAUGUCCAUCGUGCUUGGCAUUGUCCUAGCAAUUGGGACAUGGAUCACACUCACCACAAUGCUGACGGGUGGCCACGAUGGAGGUAUCGUGCAAAAAUUUGGAAGACGGGAUGAAGUUCUAUUCCUCGAAAUUUCACUGACAGAAAAUUGGCUUAUUUUCAUCACGCGUGCCAAUGGCCCUUUCUGGUCAUCACUCCCUUCAUGGCAACUCACAGGAGCUAUCCUGGUAGUGGACCUUGUCGCAACGUUUUUCUGUAUUUUUGGCUGGUUCGUCGGCGGUCAGACCUCCAUUGUUACUGUUGUCCGCGUCUGGAUCUUCUCUUUUGGUGUCUUUUGCAUCAUGGGCGGUCUUUACUAUCUGCUGCAGGGUUCUGUCGGAUUUGACAACAUAAUGCAUGGGAAACUCCCUAAGGGUAGUGCAAAGCAGCGCUCUCUGGAAGACUUUGUGGUUGCAUUGCAGCGCGUGUCAACCCAGCACGAGAAGAGCGAGGAAGGGUCAAAGGUUUAGACUGUUCAUUCUAUACCGCCCAUUCUAUCUUAGGGUACGCAUUUGCGAUGUCUAUGAAAGCCACGAUAAGCUUCCUAUAACAUUCAAUUGCUCUCCUGGUUUUGUAUUACUUCUUGCCGCCGUACCUGUUGAAAUUAGCUCGAGUUGUCGUUACGCUUUACUUCCCACCCCAUCCUUUUUGUCUUGAUGUAUUUCUUUUCGUCUUUCACUGAUUUUCAUGGUAUAAGUAUCGGCAACUGUGAGUCUUAGCUUUACGUGGGUGGCUCUUUCACGGCGUCAGUAUCCCAGCAGUGUUUGAAAUGGUUUGUU
Molecule: messenger RNA, 3204 nt
Organism: Aspergillus wentii DTO 134E9
Lineage: Eukaryota; Fungi; Ascomycota; Eurotiomycetes; Eurotiales; Aspergillaceae
Product: plasma-membrane proton-efflux P-type ATPase
Exons: 5
Coding region: 1-2895 (964 amino acids)
Biological process (GO): proton export across plasma membrane; regulation of intracellular pH
Cellular component (GO): plasma membrane
Molecular function (GO): ATP binding; P-type proton-exporting transporter activity; ATP hydrolysis activity
Source: RefSeq, a predicted model, not a curated record